Molecule: messenger RNA, 1684 nt
Organism: Polyodon spathula (Mississippi paddlefish)
Lineage: Eukaryota; Metazoa; Chordata; Actinopteri; Acipenseriformes; Polyodontidae
Gene: chek2
Product: checkpoint kinase 2
Exons: 15
Coding region: 131-1663 (510 amino acids)
Biological process (GO): mitotic DNA damage checkpoint signaling; protein phosphorylation
Cellular component (GO): cytoplasm; nucleus
Molecular function (GO): protein serine/threonine kinase activity; ATP binding; protein binding
Source: RefSeq, a predicted model, not a curated record
CCGAGGUUAGGUGUUUUUUGGUACACGCUUGCUUGCAUGCAUGCUGUAUUAAUAAGGCGGUUAGUAAAUACAGUAUUUCACUAAUUAGGACUGUCCUGCAGGGUGUAAGGCUACGAGAAUUUCAAGAGCCAUGUCUAAAGAGCCUGGUACCAGUGAGUCCCAGUCCCAGACCCAGUCCCAGUCCCAGACCCAGUCUCAGGGCAGCUCCAGUUCCUCCUCCAGUGGUACUCAAAGCUCAAGUCAGUCGUCCACAAGCUCGGGGACUCUCAGCUCCGUGGACACCGUGCCGACCCAGGAGCUGGCCUCCAUCCCAGAGGAACCCGAGGAGCCCGUGCCACAGCCCUGGGGUCGCCUCUGGGCUCUAGGAAGAGGGUUCACAAAUCUUGACUGCAUAAAGGAAAACUACUGGUUUGGAAGGCGGGCAUGUGAUUACACCUUCCAAAAUACCGAUAAAUUAUUAACUUACAGCAAAAGACAUUUUAGAAUAUUCAGGGAGCAGGGGUUUGCUUACAUUGAGGACCACAGCGGCAAUGGGACCUUUAUGAAUGGGCUGCUAAUUGGGAAAGAAAACAGGUUACCGCUGGCCAACAAUGCAGAGCUGGCUCUUUGCUUUCCUCAAAACAAAGUUUUUGUGUUUUCUGACCUCACUGUCGAUGAACAAUCCAACCUCCCUCAAGAAUUCAAAGAAAAGUACAUUAUUUCAAGAAAAAUUGGAUCGGGUGUAUGUGGAGAGGUGAAAUUGGCAUUUAAAAGGUCGACUUGCAAGAAGGUUGCAGUGAAAACUAUCAGCAAAAAAGAUUUUCUGUCAAGCACAAACUUGUCUUCAAACGCUGAAAGGGAAAUAGAAAUUUUAAAGAAAAUAGAUCAUCCCUGCUUAAUAAAGACUGAAGAUUUUUUCCAGACUGAAGAAAUGUAUUGUAUUGUCUUAGAAUUAAUGGAAGGUGGUGAACUGUUUGACAGAGUCCGCCAGUCAACGAAAUUGAAAGAAUCUACAGCCAAGCUGUUUUUCUACCAGAUGCUUCUUGCAGUCCAGUAUCUCCAUGAAAAUGGCAUAAUCCAUAGAGAUCUUAAACCAGAAAAUAUACUGCUAGCAUCCAAUGAAGAAUGCUGCCUUAUAAAGAUCACAGAUUUUAAUCAGUCGAAGAUUUUGGACGAAAGCUCUCUGAUGAGGUCUCUGUGUGGCACGCCCACGUACCUCGCGCCUGAGGUUUUCACAGAUGCUACAACCGUCGGCUAUAACCGGGCGGUGGACUGCUGGAGCCUGGGGGUCCUGCUUUUUGUUUGCCUUGGCGGAUAUCCUCCAUUCCACUCUCAGGACACUAAGAUACCGAUUCGGGAUCAGAUCACCAGGGGCUACUACAGAUUCCUUCCCUCAGCCUGGAUGGAAGUUUCUGACCUGGCCAAGGAUGUUGUAAAGAAACUGCUUGUUGUCAAUCCAAAGGAAAGACUUACGAUCGAACAAGCCUUGCAACACCCUUGGCUGCAGGAUGAGUUGAUGAGAGAGACGGCUAAGAAGCUCAUGUAUCCAGAGACCUUAAUGCCACCACCAACUGCAGUGGAGCAGCUGCAGCCCGGAGCUUCUACAAGCAGAAAGAGGCCAAGGGAUGACGACGGUGAUGGCCAGCAAGCCAAGCAGAAGCUGAGUGAAUCAUCUUCAGUUUGAAAAGUGUUUAUCCAGGAAUAU